Messenger RNA from Fusarium verticillioides 7600, 1789 nucleotides. RefSeq lists its product as hypothetical. The transcript has a single exon. Bases 153 to 1430 code for a protein of 425 amino acids. NCBI's taxonomy places the organism in Eukaryota, Fungi, Ascomycota, Sordariomycetes, Hypocreales, Nectriaceae. The record is from RefSeq and is a predicted model, not a curated record.
CCAAAACAUGCACCUGUAAACAAACACAGAGCAGCCAGAACUUAUGACUGCUUUUAACAGCAGCCGGAAUAGUGUGUGAUGCAAUCGGUACCCUUGAUGCAACCCUUUUGAUUCUUGGACAAAGAUAAGAGAGAGAGUCGUAAGACAGGACAAUGGCAGGCAACAAGACCAGCAGCAGCAACAGCAACGAUAAACCUCUGUGGCGACCUCUGGCCCAUAAACUCUCCAGCCUUAUCCCGCUGCGCCGCCUCAAUAAAGCCAAAUCAAAGCCCGACGUCAGGUCCGAUCACGCCGCGCAGUCCAACACCGCGUCCGCCGACUUUCGCCUUGAUGUCCAGUUAAACGGCCUCGAGAGCCUUCGUCUCCCGAGUAGUUGGCUCCUCCAGCCCAAGGACGCCGACAAGCAGCAGCAGCAGCAGCCUGUCGACGCGUCGUCAACGAGACUUAGUCAUCACUUUUCGCGGAAGCCGGUUAAUCGCACUGAAGUCUCUCGACCCUUGACGUUUAUCGACAGCAGCGAUGCAGACCAGCACCAAGCGCGGGCAUCGGCACUGGAAGCCCUCAGCAGUCCAGAUCGCUCGACGACGCCUAGUAUUUUGGACCGUGGGCGACCGGUCGAGGCUAGGCAUUUAAUUCACCAGCCUGUCAAGAACCUCAAGAACCAUCGCAAGUCAUUGCCUCUAGACCUGGAGACUAUGUUCCAGGCUCCUCACGAAGAUCACGAUUCAAAUGCACUACGCACCGCCACUAUUCGCCUGGUGCCGAAUGAAAGUCUCAUCACCACUCCAUCUACUCCAUCUGUGAAAGAAUCACCAAGAUGGACGGCAGAGCGUGAGGCACGAUUAGCUAUGCCCCCACCACCAAGACCACUCAGCACCAGCCCAAUUGACUCAUCGUCUACUACACCAUCCAAGGCCAUUCAAAUCCCACGAAACCCUCAAUUGGCCCUCAAGAGACCCACCAGCCUCGGCCCUCCCCCCAAGCCCACCGAUUCACCCUCAGAACCUCAAACCCCCCUCAGCAGAGCACCCUCCAAGCGCCCAGGCGCACUAACCGACCGCCUCGCCUGGAUGCGCAAGCUCGAAGAAAAAGACACCACCAAACCAAACAACGACCUGACCGCGCUUCAGAAACGAGCUGGCUCCGUUUCCGACAAGCUCGCCAUGUUCGAGAAGAAGAACCUCUCUGUGACGUCUUCCACCACCAAGCGCCUCCAACUCCCCGCGCGCAACACAAGCAGCCAGUACUCUGCGUCGGUGCGCGAGUCCAUCUUCUCGGCGGACGGCAGCGCGUAUGCCCCGUCGCCUCGCACGUCGAUGGACACGGCGCGGACGUCCUCUGUUAUGAGCUAUUAUGACGAUUCGUUCCGAGAGAAACUCGAGUCAAUCGUUGGGCAAGAGCCUGAGGCGAUUAAGUCUGCCGAGGAGUGAGUGAGUUUGUUGGUCGCUCAGUGCUCUUGUCGGCGGUUGAUGAGACGAUUUAGAGCGAGAAUGAAGAUGAUUUAGAAUGUAUUCAUUGAUAUUAUUAGAGCAGGUUUCUUUCAUACGAUGGCGUUGAUGACUUAUCUUAGAUAUGAUUUGAGAGUUGUUUAGAUUCUCUUUAAUAUACUACACGCAAUGUGUCACCUACAUCGAGAUGUUUUCUCUCUUUUGUUUAGUUAUACAAUCUGCAUUUAUACUGAAGAGACGAUAUUACUGCCUCAAACCAAUUGAUGAAGAACAUCCUUUCCGUCCAACCAUCUCUCAGCAUUCUCAGCCUGUUCAGCAUACCAGUUGUUCAUGAUACCCUC